ACCUGGUCCCUCUUGAAGCUAACACACCAACACCAACAUCCACAUUCAGGUUUUACAGUAAACAUUAUUAGCUAAGAAAAAAUUUGACUUCAGUCGCCUGAGGUACUGAGGGUUUUUUAAACAUAAUCAGGAUGAAGCUGGAUUCAAUUGGUGGCAGUUAGACGUCAUUUGGAUAUUUUUGUGUUCCACUGUGAGGACACACAGAUACUGAAAUGAGCAACUUUGAGCAGAUCCUGAUGGAGAUUGGGGAGUUUGGUUUAUUUCAAAAACUUUUAGUCGCUGCAUUAUGCAUCCCCAGCAUUUUUUUAGCCUUUGAUUUGAUCGGUCAGGUGUUCACAGGUAUGAACUUCCCACAUCACUGCAACACUGACUGGAUCUUUGCCCAAGCGACCAACCUGACGGAGGAGAGACAGAAAAAUCUCGCCAUUCCUCUGAACGACGAUGGAAAAUAUGAAAGCUGUGAAAUGUUCACACCAGUGGAUUUGGAAACUAGUGAAGCAUAUGGGGUUAACGCGACGACAGGAUGUAUAAACGGAUCAGUUUAUGAGACGCCCAAAGGUGCUUCCAGCAUUGUCACUGAGUUUGAUUUGGUGUGUGACAGGAGCAGUUUCAUUGAGAUCUCGCAGUCCGUCUACAUGGCCGGUCUCUUGUUUGGAGCAGUGGUGUUUGGACUGAUGGCUGACAGGUUCGGUCGACGCUUCGUGGUCCUCCUCUCACACCAGCUGCUGCUGUGUGGUGUUGCCGCUGCUUUCUCACCCAACGUCUAUGUUUAUAUGGUUUUAAAAUUCUUGUCUGGCAUCGCAGUUUCUGGUAUUCUUAAUACUGUUUUUGUCAUCGGUGCAGAAUGGACCGAUUCUUCCAAGUUUGCUCUGUGUACCAUUAUCUGCCAAUCUACAUUCUCUCUUGGACUGAUGAUCAUAUCUGGCGUUGCCUAUUUGGUCCGUAACUGGAGGAUCCUGCAGCUGGUGCUCUACUGCCCUCUUGUCCUCGUCCUGGGACUCUUUUACUUGAUUCUUCCAGAGUCGGCUCGCUGGCUCAUCACCCACGGCAAGAAGGAGGAAGCCAUAAAGGAGAUCCAGAGAGCAGCUAAGAUGAAUGGGAGGAAGGUCCCAGAAGACUUAUUGAAUCAGGUGGAGCUUGUGGAAAGGUCCAAAAGACGAAGCAUGUUGGACAUCUUCAGAAUCUCAUAUCUGAGAAAGCGGGCUCUCAUCAUGAGCUACAUCUGGUUUGCAGCAAUUCUGGUGUACUACGGACUGAGCCUGAGUGUUGACAAUUUUGGGGUGGACAUCUACGUCACACAAUUCGUCUUUGGUGUAGUAGAAAUUCCCGCACGUCUGGGCUCUUUGCUAUUUAUCCAGUGCUUUGGGAGGAGAAUAAGUCAAGCAGGGGUGCUAUUUCUUGGAGGUUUUGCUUGUCUUGGGAUACUUGUUAUUCCAAAAGAUCUUCCAGUAGUGAUCACAGUCAUAGCUGUGCUAGGAAAAUUUGCGGCAACUGCCUGUUUCGCCAUAAUCUUUGUGUACACUGCAGAACUGUACCCGACUGUGUUAAGGCAGAGUGGUGUGGGUCUGAACUCCAUGUGUGGUCGCUUUGCGGGCGUCCUCGAGCCACUGAUCAGACUCCUGCAGGUCUACCAUUACACCAUCCCCAUGCUGUUCUACGGCAUCCUCUCCAUUGCUGCUGGAGGCUUGUGUUUAUUACUCCCUGAAACCUGCAAUGUUGAACUUCAGGACUACGCUGAACUCGGGAAUCAGGAGAGUGGCACUGCCAAGAUUGUAUCCACAGCAGAAAAGAAAAGAAAAAUAUAAAAC
Molecule: messenger RNA, 1808 nt
Organism: Solea senegalensis (Senegalese sole)
Lineage: Eukaryota; Metazoa; Chordata; Actinopteri; Pleuronectiformes; Soleidae
Product: solute carrier family 22 member 13-like
Biological process (GO): transmembrane transport
Cellular component (GO): membrane
Molecular function (GO): transmembrane transporter activity
Source: RefSeq, a predicted model, not a curated record